GUUGACAUUUUUUAAUGGAAGCUGUCAAAUAAAGUCUAUUUUUAUUGAAAAAAUAAUGAUUCAAUUAUUGAAUACAAAAAUUCUUUAUAUUAUCGUGAUUUCUUAUGUUCUUGCUGAUAAUUCUGUGAUAAAUAAUGAUUGUUCAUGUGGAAAAAAUUUGAAUAGAGAAAAAUGUAUUAACGAUGAUACAAAUAAAAAUAAUGAAUAUUGUUCUAAAAAUAAUGAUAAAUUUGUCAAUAAUAAUGAUGUGAAAAAUAAUUUUUUACACAAUAAUAAUGAUAAUGAUAAAUAUUUGAAUAUGGUGAGAAUUAAUGGUGAUUCUUAUUUUAUUGGUACAAAUAAACCGGUUUUUGCACCUGAUGGUGAAGGACCACAGCGUGAAGUUAUUUUAGAUAGUUUUUAUAUUGACAAAUAUGAAGUGAGCAAUAAGGAUUUUAAAAAUUUUAUAAAAGCAACAGGACAUAAAACAGAGGCCGAAAAAUUUGGUGAUUCUUUUGUAUUUGAGGGACUUUUAAGUGAAAAACUGAAAUCAACAAUUGAUCAAGCUGUUAAAGCGGCUCCUUGGUGGUUACCUGUGAAAGGUGCUUCAUGGUUACAUCCUGAAGGCAAAGAUUCUAAUAUAUCAGAUAGAUUAGAUCAUCCUGUGGUUCACGUUUCCUGGCACGAUGCAUCAGCAUAUUGCAAAUGGGUUGGAAAGAGAUUACCAACAGAAGCUGAAUGGGAAGUGACAUGUCGAGGUGGUCUAAAAGAUCGUCUUUAUCCUUGGGGAAAUAAACUAACUCCUAAUAACGAGCACAGAGCAAAUAUAUGGCAAGGAGAAUUUCCUGAUAUUAAUACUGGAGAAGAUGGUUUUAUAGGAACAUCUCCUGUUACAAAUUUUCCUCCAAAUAAAUAUGGUGUUUUUAAUAUUGCCGGAAAUGUUUGGGAAUGGACGUCAGAUUGGUGGCAAAUUGAUCAUUCAAAGAAUGAUAUCAAAAAUCCGACGGGAGCCGAUAAUGCAUUGGAUAAAGUGAAAAAAGGUGGUAGUUAUCUUUGUCAUAAAAGUUAUUGUUAUCGAUACAGAUGUGCUGCAAGAAGUCAAAACACACCAGAUACAUCUGCUGGAAAUGUUGGAUUUAGAUGUGCUGUUUCUUAAAAUUUAAUUUUUAAAUUUUCAUACAUUUUUUGUAAAGUCAAUUUUUAAUGUAAAUAAAAUUAUUUAUAUACAAUUAUUAUAA
This is a messenger RNA of Leptopilina boulardi, 1217 nucleotides long. RefSeq names its product formylglycine-generating enzyme. Bases 56 to 1135 code for a protein of 359 amino acids. The transcript is spliced from 4 exons. The record is from RefSeq and is a predicted model, not a curated record. NCBI's taxonomy places the organism in Eukaryota, Metazoa, Arthropoda, Insecta, Hymenoptera, Figitidae. Gene Ontology annotation, cellular component: endoplasmic reticulum.